Messenger RNA from Zygosaccharomyces rouxii, 1659 nucleotides. RefSeq lists its product as uncharacterized. Bases 1 to 1659 code for a protein of 552 amino acids. The transcript has a single exon. The record is from RefSeq and is a predicted model, not a curated record. Lineage: Eukaryota; Fungi; Ascomycota; Saccharomycetes; Saccharomycetales; Saccharomycetaceae.
AUGACAAAGCAAACUAUUACUCUUGUAUCUCACAGUGUUUGUGGGAAAAGAAAAGCCGAUGAAGCUGAAAUCUCUCCAAGAGUCUCAAUUAAGGUAGUUGAUGAUGAGACAUGGACUACAUUUCAUUAUUCUAAUAAUCCUCCCGUUUUUUGGGGGAGCAAUAAGAGAAAUAAUUGGAGAUCUAUAGUGUCUAGUCCUCUUUUCAAAAAUUCUACCAGUUCAGCGGUUGACGAUGACACAAAACCAACAAAGAGGUUGCACAAAGAGGAAAAAGUAGUGGAAAACCAAAUCAAAAACUCUGUGACUGCUUCCGUUGAAAAGCCUCAGCAGUUUCACCUCAGGGAUGGAGGUACUGUAUCACCAAUAGAACAUGGCGCUAAAGACAGCACUAUAACCGCUGAAGCCAAUGAAAUUAAAAUAAUUACAGCUGCAGCUCCUGCUACUACCAUUACGGGGUCAGAAUCUGAAGAGAAGGUUCAUAAAAUAAGGUUUUGGUGCAACAAAAGGGUAGGAGCACCUGAGAAAUCUUCCACUUCGCAAGGGGAAGCAAAUCGGGAAAGAUCUUCCAAAAAACAUCAAAUAAGAAGAUGGCUCAAUAAAGAGGGCCCUGAAACCAUUCUUGCUCAACGCAUUAAAAAGGCUCGAUACGACUUUAGCCUUGCCGCAGCAGAAGCAGCUAUGGUGGCUGCGGUACGUAAUCGAGCUAAGAAGGCAGCAAAAGCUGGUGCAUUUACAGCUGCCGCCGUAACACGCGUAAUUGCUGCAGAAAUGUGUCCUCAUGCUAGCCACGGAAGCAUCGCUGACGCCAUCAGUGAAGCUUGUAAGGAUGUCGCCAAGACUUCUUUAGUCCAAAGAGCUGAAAAUGGCGACUAUCUAAGACUGCAUGGGUUAUUUCACUAUCAUUAUAAGUUUAGAGGGCCAGAUUAUUACAAAGCUUUAGAACCAUGUUGUUAUUAUACCAUGAAAUCUGAUGGUGAACCUACCAUUCAUUGCAAAAUGGAUGAACCGGUAGAAACUUUUCGUGGUAGCGCUGUUGCUAAUGAUAGUCCUCUGGUACUUUUCUUAAAGCAAGUAGCUGAAGAAGGUGGAAGAACGUCACAAAAUGAUACUGAUACUGAUAUUGAUGAAGAUGUUGAUUCCCAUGUCCAAACUAAACCUCGAAGUGAAAUACCAACUGUACCUACAAGGGCCAAAGAUGAAAUAAUGCCGGCGAAGAAGGGGGAGCAGGAUUCAAAACCACCCCACAAUAAACAGCAAUUGGAUAAAUCUCCUGUGCUAAGCGGAGAAUCAGACGUUUCAACAACUCCCAAGUUGCAAUUAGAUGAUUUCUUUAUUAUCAAAUCUGGUGAUAUCGGAUCAGACGUUCGUUCACAAGCAGUACCCUUAAAGCCAACUGUAAAGCGUCAUAAAGAUGAAGAUUGUAGUUAUGGUGUUGAUAAGACCAGUAUGUUGACACCAAUAAAACACUUCUUAGAGACCCUUGAUCUUCAUCCAACAAUUGAUGAGAACGUCAACCCCGAUGCAGAAAGAGGGAAGAGCUUACCUCGAACGGUAUCGAAAUGCAUUUGGCAUGAUAAAACUUUGGAACCUACAUCUCAAUUCAGGAUUGGUUCACAGUAUCUUUCCAUAAGAACUAGUUCAGUUGGCAUGGUCAGAUAA